Molecule: messenger RNA, 3926 nt
Organism: Varroa destructor (honeybee mite)
Lineage: Eukaryota; Metazoa; Arthropoda; Arachnida; Mesostigmata; Varroidae
Gene: ACOX1
Product: acyl-CoA oxidase 1
Biological process (GO): fatty acid beta-oxidation using acyl-CoA oxidase; lipid homeostasis
Cellular component (GO): peroxisome
Molecular function (GO): FAD binding; fatty acid binding; acyl-CoA oxidase activity
Source: RefSeq, a predicted model, not a curated record
GAUCCAGUAUCUACAUGUGGACACCUGUGAGGUUGCUGUCUUGAGCAACAGGAAAGGAACAUCUCGCUCUUUAUGCUAUUAUCAGUCCUGGAGUUCCUCUUAAUGCUACAGUUUCUGCCGCCUCUGCUAUCAUAUGUUCGACGGUGAAUAUCCUCCUCCUCGCCGCUUUCGCCCAACUUUGUUAUGUAGCCGUCGGUCGGCUCUGUCAGCGGUCGCAAAACCAAAACUCAGCAGGUGCUAUAUAAAACGCUUCCUACCUGCUGAGACAAGUUCCCGUUUGUUGCUUGCAAAGAGAAAUUUAUUGCCUGUAGCUGUAGUUGAGUGAGUUUGCAAGACGAGUGGUGAGUGCCUGCGAUCAUUACUGAUUGCUGUGUUAGUGAAUAUUUUUGGCGGCUGGACUUGACAUACUGAAGAAAAGAGUUGGUAAAGUCCGGCUUCUUAAUUUGCCGCGAAGAGCGGAAGUUGUAGCAGAAGACGACGUGGAUUGUGCUUCGUGGCAGUGCUGCUUUCAGCUACUCGUUUAGUUCUGCUCACGUAUAUUUCGCACAGGGGUGAUUUAACUUGACUGACAAUCGUAUAUGCAGGCAGGCAGGCAGGCAGAUAUACAUAGCCGUAACGAGGAAGAGGUGAAGCUCACGAACGCUACACACAUCUAAAUGCCGGUAGUGGCAUUGUAUGAUCUGUGCAUUGACAGUUAGCUAUAGGAGAAAUCUAUUAACGGAGGCUCGGUGCAGAUACAGGUGAUCUACUAAUUCGUAGAUAUUUAACUUUCCGUGAAGUGUGGUGAACUAUUAACUAGAAAGCCAAAGUUGUAGGUUUUAUUUAUUUAUUUAUUUCACAUUCGCAUCGGCUCAUCAGAGUUUGGACGAGAUGAACAGAAAGCGACCCGUGUGCGAAGAGUUGGUAAAGGAACGCUCUAAGGCAACUUUCAACACCCAGGAGCUAACUUAUCUACUUGAUGGCGGAAAGGAGAAAACUCAACGUAGGAAAGAGCUUGAAAAACUUUUUCAUGAUGACCCACAAUUCCACGAUCAAGUUCCAUCGGUUUAUCUCUCACACGAAGAGGCGUACGAAAAUGCGCUUAGUAAAACACUGAAAAUCUACCAAAAGGCGCUCGAUCUAUCUGACCCUCGCGAGAUCUUGACGGUGGCAGAUGCUAUUUUGCACGAUGCGACACCAGUUCACGUUCACUUCGUUAUGUUCGUGCCCGCUCUUAUGGGCCACGCCUCCGAAGAGCAGCAGGCUCGCUGGUUACCGGACGCACUCACUAUGAGAAUCAUUGGCUCAUACGCGCAAACUGAACUGGGUCAUGGAACAUUUAUUCGUGGUUUGGAAACGACCGCUACUUACGAUGAAGAGACACAAGAGUUCGUCCUGGAGACGCCUAAACUGUCUUCAAUAAAGUGGUGGCCAGGAAGCCUCGGUAAAACGGCAAACCACGCGGUUGUCAUGGCUAAGUUGUACACCAAAGGGGAAGGUCAUGGAAUUCAUCCGUUUAUGGUGCAGCUCCGAAAUUUAGAAACUCACGAACCGUUGCCAGGUAUCAACGUUGGAGAGAUUGGACCCAAGAUGGGUCUGCGUUCAGCCGACAACGGGUUCCUUAAGCUCGAUAAGGUACGUAUUCCCCGUGAAAACAUGUUGAUGAAAAACGCGCAGAUCUCCCCUGACGGCACUUAUCACAAGCCGGCUUCGGAUAAGCUUAAUUACGGUACAAUGGUAUUCGUACGAGUCCUUCUGCUCGAUAUGCUUGCGUUCAACAUUUCAAGGGCUGUCACGAUUGCUACACGAUACUCCGCUGUCCGUAGACAAUCAGAAAUUGUUGCUGGAGCUGGUGAGACACAGAUCCUCGACUACCAAGCACAACGUUAUAAGUUGUUCCCUCUGAUCGCAUUGUCUCAUGUACUUCGCGGCAUGUUCGCCAUUCUUAUGGAGAUGUAUAAACAAGCCAAUACCGAUCUUGAGCGUGGAGUCCUCGACACGCUUCCUGAAUUGCACGCUAUCUCAUCUGGACUCAAGGCACUUUGCUCAGACAUGGCUUCGAGGGGCAUUGAGACCUGCCGACUGGCGUGCGGCGGACAUGGCUACCUUCUGGUCUCUGGCCUUCCUCGUCUAUAUGCAACGACCGUUGCAGCUUGUACCUAUGAGGGUGAAAACACCGUCCUUUAUUUGCAAACUUCGAGGUUCCUUCUGAAGUGCCUCACGGGACAGCAUAAGCUUGGAGAUUCUUCGCAGCUCAAAUUCCUGUUAGAUCCAAAUGCGCCUUCGGUUACUCGUUUCAACACCGAGCUUUAUGGUCUUGACGGAGCCUCGCAUCUCGUUCAGUUCUAUGCUGCUGCUGCUUAUCGAGAGCUACGCUCUGUCGAUACCAAACUGAAGAGACUACAGGAAACAGACAGUCUAUCUGCUGAUAACGCAUGGAAUUCGUCGCAGGUCGAUCUAUGUCGCGCAGCACAAGCAUGCAUCCAGUAUUACCUCGCUAAAAACUACGUACAGUGGGUCUCACGCAGCCAGGUCACACCUGAACUCCGGCUUGUACUUGCUCAACUUGCCCAGCUGUAUCUUCUUCACGGUAUCUAUGAGCACCAUGGACGCUUUUUACAAGUAGGCCUUUCUGCAGAAGAUCUGACAGCAAUCUCAUCGUUGAUAACGCGUCUUCUGGACGAUCUUCGUCCAAAUGCUGUGCCCUUGGUCGAUUCAUUCGAUCUUCAUGACAUGGUCCUUGCCUCAGCUCUGGGAUCAUACGAUGGACAAGUUUACGAAAGAAUGUACGAAUGCGCUCUUCAGGCGCCGCUAAACAGUAAACAAGUUGUAGACGCCUAUGGAAAGUACCUUGAACCGCUAUUUAAGAACAAGCUUUGAGCGCAUAAUGUAGCUAAAUUUGUACCGCGUUGAGACUACAUCAAGAGAAGGACUUCAAGAAAUAAACUGUUCCAGAAAGAAGCCCUAUAUAGGAAGUGCGUCAUUAGCAUUUUGAAUCGAAGAUAGCCAUUUUAAACCGUCAGGUUGAAACCAUUACCACCCUAAUUUGAAACAUGACGUAUUGAAAUUUAAAUAUAGAAUUUCCUAAUGUCCAAAACUACAAUGAAAGGUCUCAAAUGGUCUCUCAGAUGGGUCGCUAAUGCACAUGAAGUUAGGCUGAUCAAUUAUUGUACUGCGUUUUCAACAGUCUAAAUAGACAAACUUGUACUUGAAACCUUCGCUCCCGACAGCAGAAUGUUACGCUUCAAUAUAAUCCACCUAUUUCUUAAGGACAAUCUUAAUACUGCUGUAUUAGGAAACAAUGUGGCAAGAGAAACAUUAGUAUACUGAAGAAUCUGGAGUUUUGCCUAUGAGCAUACGUAGCUUGAGUCGAGGCUUCCGUAUUGUGGUAUCGGUACAUCUUCUGAUUUAUGUAAUGAUCUACUCAUACACAUCGUAUUUAUAAAAUAUUACGCUAAUUAAAGACAACUAAAACUUAAGUUCACAUUUUUAUUCUUUGAAAUGCCAUUGAUCGUAGAAGCAAACAGGUACUAAGAGACCGGGUAGUAAUAUAUUGGCCAAAGUCACUGAUGAUCGAUAUCCGGGAUAAACAGUGUUCUAGAAUAGACAAAUUGAAACCGCAAUUACUAAAAAAAACUUUCUAUCAGUGUCAAUUGAGAAGGAGUACUGGUUUGUACGGCAUGUUGAAACGGAACAUUUGUAAUUGUACGUGCAAGUAAAAACAAAUGCCAGAGCCAUAAUUCUGGACCGGUAGGUAUGCCAAUAAAACGUGAACAAAAAUCAAAAUGGCUGCACACAGUUAUGUCUAAGAAAGUAUAAUACAACCAACAACUGUGCAUUGUUAUUAGAUGUGGGGAUGCGAUGGUCCCUAAUACUGCUGAUUUAAUUUCCUAUGUGUACAUGAACAUCAAUAAAGAAAAAUAUAUUUUUGUUUUCCAAAAGUGGAA